Messenger RNA from Aaosphaeria arxii CBS 175.79, 1156 nucleotides. RefSeq names its product lytic polysaccharide monooxygenase. The record is from RefSeq and is a predicted model, not a curated record. Lineage: Eukaryota; Fungi; Ascomycota; Dothideomycetes; Pleosporales. The coding region runs from base 276 to 1079 and encodes 267 amino acids. The transcript is spliced from 4 exons.
AUUAGACUGGCUACAGCUCAUUUUAGCAAUAUCCACGAGGCUUCUGAUUGCCGGCGUCUGAGACAAAUGCAUGCGUGCUGAUUCUGGGGUGUAGGACAACGUCCCAGAAUGUAUUGCCGACAUACGACAUGCUACUUCGGGAUAUGAAAACACCAUAUAUCGCGGCCAAAAAUGGAAUCAAUAAUGGGCACAUAAAAAUAUAAUAUUGCUUUAUAGCCCACCACAUGUCCUGAUUUUCAACGUCGAAACCUGCUCAACGUAACCCGCCUCUCGCCAUGAAGUUUCUCGCCCUCGCCUCUGCGCUUGCAGUUCAGCAAGUCGCAGGUCACGCCAUCUUCCAGCAGCUAUGGGUCGACGGCGUAGAUAAAAGUAAUACAUGCAUCCGAAUGCCGUCGUCUAACACCCCGGUGAGCAACGUAGGAUCCAACGACGUCCGAUGCAAUGCUGGUGGUUCCCGAGGUGUUGCUGGUAAAUGUGCAGUCCCUGCUGGAGGCACAGUGACUGUAGAAAUGCACCAGCAACCCGGAGAUCGAAACUGCAAGAACGAAGCAAUCGGUGGCUCACAUUACGGUCCUGUUCUUGUUUAUAUGACCAAGGUUGCGGAUGCGUCGACCGCAGACGGUUCAACAGGUUGGUUCAAGGUCUACGAGAACGGAUGGGCGGCCGCGAACAAGGGCGCCGCCGACAACGACUACUGGGGCGUCAAGGACAUGAACAAUUGCUGUGGAAAGGUGGACGUCAAGAUCCCAUCAGAUCUAGCAGCUGGCGACUACCUCUUGCGCGCCGAGGUCAUCGCCCUUCAUACCGCUGGCCAGCAGGGUGGAGCUCAACUGUACAUGAGCUGCUAUCAGCUCACAGUAUCCGGUUCGGGCACUGCCACGCCUGCGACUGUGAAAUUUCCGGGUGCAUACAAGGCCGGGGAUUCUGGCAUCAAAAUCAACAUCCAUACCGCCAUAAGCAAUUAUGUCGUUCCCGGGCCGCCUGUCGUUGCUGGAGGCACUACAAAGGUUCCAAAUCAGGGUGCUUCCUGUGCAAAGAAGAAUGUUCUACGCGGGACCAAUGACAUCUUCGCACUAUAGACAACAUCCACCACUACUCAAUGGAGGGACUACAUUGUGGCUAAGGAGCAUUCAACCGUAGCAACCAGAUAGCAAAA